Pygocentrus nattereri (red-bellied piranha) is the source of this 1041-nucleotide messenger RNA. It is a transcript of the gene selenoh, whose product is annotated as selenoprotein H. Gene Ontology annotation, cellular component: Golgi apparatus. Lineage: Eukaryota; Metazoa; Chordata; Actinopteri; Characiformes; Serrasalmidae. The record is from RefSeq and is a predicted model, not a curated record. The transcript is spliced from 6 exons.
UUUACUGCUCAAUUACAAAAGUCGUUCAAAAAGAGCAGUUCGUCAAAGAGUCGCCCAGCGUUCUUGCGCAGUGCGCGCGAAAACUACAGCAGCGUUCUGAAAUGGCACCGCGAGGCAAAGCAGGUCGUGGGGCAAAGCGCAAGGUGGACGCAGUUAUGGAAGCAGAGCCAGAGGAAAAGAAGAAUAAAAGGGAAGAGGCCAAACAGGACGAAGAUGAUCAAGGCCAAAGAGUGAUCAUCGAACACUGUAAAAGCUGACGUGUGUAUGGUCGGAAUGCCGACCUGGUCCGUGAGGCUCUUCUGGCUGCGCAGCCAGAGUUGCGUGUGGUGCUCAACCCCCAGAAGCCUCGCCGGAACAGCUUUGAGGUGACACUGGUGGAGGGAAGCAAAGAGGUGGUCCUGUGGACCGGCAUCAAGAAGGGUCCUCCCCGUAAACUGAAGUUUCCAGAUCCUGUGGAGGUCGUGACUGCCCUAGAUGAUGCCCUAAAGAGCAAGUAGAGAUUUUUGAGAAGACUGUCAAUCAUCUUUGGUUUUCUGGAUGCAUAAUGACGAGGAUGGGCCAAAUGGAUAAUUUCCAGUCUGUUCUCUGAUGACUUGUUUGGCAUCCUGACCUGGACUGUUGCAGCCUCCUUAUGAUCUCUGCUUACCUCUUGUGUUCACAAACUGUCUUUAUUUCUAAUCUUCUGAUCUGUUCUGACUUUAACUGUGGUUUUACUGUUGUAGUUUAAAGUAAACUGUGGUUUACUGUGUAGACUUGUAAAUCAUUAUUUCUUGGUGAAUUCUUUGUUUAUUUCACAAGCAAGAUUUCUCUUAACUGGAUAACUUGGGUCAAAAUGAUACGGCUGUCUACUGGGAACAUCCAUUAGCUCUCCUAAUAUUGGACAGUCUGUUUUUGGCUCAAGUUAUCUGGCUAAAUGAGACCCUGCUUUGUACUGCACACCACUCACGAUCUGCAUGAUGUUGGGGUUACAAAUGCAUCUUACCGUCUAACAGGACUGUUAUAUGUUCUUGAUGAGAAUAAAGCUUCUAUAUUUGUACUUCA